Ustilaginoidea virens is the source of this 696-nucleotide messenger RNA. RefSeq lists its product as uncharacterized. Gene Ontology annotation, biological process: regulation of DNA-templated transcription; DNA alkylation repair. Gene Ontology annotation, cellular component: nucleus. Lineage: Eukaryota; Fungi; Ascomycota; Sordariomycetes; Hypocreales; Clavicipitaceae. The record is from RefSeq and is a predicted model, not a curated record. Bases 1 to 696 code for a protein of 231 amino acids. The transcript has a single exon.
AUGCCUCGCAAGGCAAACCCGACCCAUUUCCUGUGCCUCCAACUCGCCAGCGCGCAGCUUUCCAAGAGCCUAACCGCGUUCCGGGCACACGUCACCAGCCCGGAAGGCUUCGGCAUCCCCAGCGACGCCGUGCGUCCGCCGGGGACCCUUCAUCUGACCCUUGGCGUCAUGAGCCUGAAACAGGAUCAAGUCGGCCACGCCGUGGAUCUGUUGAACAAGGUCAGGCCGCGGGACAUUCUGCAGCAGCUGAGGGCCGGCGGUGCCGCGGGCGCGGUGUCGAGCGCGUCUGGCGGCAAGGCCCAGGAGGGCGAGGGACUGCUCAUCAGCCUCCGCGGCCUGCAGUCCAUGACGGCUGCGUCCAGGACGUCGGUUCUGUACGCCCCGCCGAGCGACGCUCAAGGCAUACUAUAUCCGUUUUGCGAGAGGCUGCGCAGCCGGUUUGUCGAGGCGGGGCUGGUGGUGGACGAGCGUCCGUUGCGGCUGCAUGCCACGGUGGUCAAUACCGUGUACGUCGGGGGAGCGCGGAGGGAGAGGCUGAUGCUGGAUGCGCGCGAGUUGCUGGCGAGGUAUGAAGGGCACGCAUGGGCGGAGGAUAUGCCGGUCACGAGGGUGGCUAUUUGCAGGAUGGGGGCCAAGAAGAUUGGGAAUGGCGAUGGCGACGAGGCCUACGAGGUAGAGGGCGAGAUUGAGAUUUAA